AUGGCGUCUCCUAAUGCCUUUCUCUCUUCGCCAUCACGGAGCGCCAACCGGAAAUCUCACUUCUUUCGCUCAUCGUCGCCUGACUUACCGGCAAUUGGAGACAUCUUGUCACGCGGCGCCAGGAAUCAGCCACCGAAACGCGACGACCCGGCAUUGGUCAUCUCAUCUGACGAGGAGACGGAAAUCACAAGAGCACGAACUACGCAGGAUGCUGGGUUUUCAUCAAGGUCAACUCGAUCAAUGUCUAAUGGGUUCAAAGCCACGGAAUCUGACGACACUUCGCUGCUCAUCAUUGAUCCUCCCACCGUACGGACCCCUGAGGCUAGAAGGCAUCAUGCAGCGCCUCCUAGAUUCAGGUCGCAGUCUGGCUCUCCCUCUGGCUCUCCCGCAAAGGACCAGCCCUGGAAAAGGUUCAAAUCAAAGGUGAACGGUUCACAGAGUGAUUCCAGUGAUUCAAGGCCGACAGAAAUCGAAAAAGCUGGACCAAUACCGGCUCAGCCUGUAAUUGAGUCAUUGCGGGUUGAGAAUGAUAUCAAUGCGCCACUCAGGCUAGAGCCGGCCAUGAUUCGAAGGCUUGACUGGACUCCUCCAUCCCACAAGACCACGACUAUCCUUAAGCCGAGUUCUCCUGCUCUUGGGGAUCUACAAUCGCCGGGAGAGCCUCGUGGAGGGGCUCAAAACUUUGAGCAGCUUCUCGAAAUCUACAAGUGCCCGGACAAUUUACAGCAGAAUUCUACGACUACCAUGGAUGAAGAUGCCAGCAUAUUCAGAAAGCGAAAGCUUGUCGAACUCGUCAUGACAUCUGCAGCACCCGCAGAUACAUCUCCAGAGGCAGAGCCUAUGGGCCCUCCAAAACAGAAAGCGAAAGCACCGAAGAAGAGACCGCGCACCAUAACAGAGCUUGCCACAUCAGCGUAUAGGGUUCCGGAGCCGCCAGGGCCAGCGCCAUUGAUUGCUGAUGAACCCGCCACGAUCAAGGAGUCAGAUGCCACAACUGUGAAAGGGGCAAACAAGGCGAAGCCCAGAAAGAGGACGUCCAAAGCUUCUGCCGCGAAGAAGAAGAAGCCGGCUCCACCUCCGCCCCCAGUCUUGUUGCCCCCAACAGAGGCGCUGCAAGAAGUCGCCAGGCAAGAUUUUGUUUUUGGGACGUCAAGCCAGUUAGCGGUCGAAACUUCGCCUACUUUUCUACGAGAUCUCCAUGCUGCAAUGAGGCGGUCUAAUCAAGCCGAGUAUAUAGACCUUGACACCCCUGUGAACAGUGACGGCAUCGAGCCGCCAGAACGGAAGAGGUUAUGGGCUGCCGGCGCUCGCGACGUCGACGGAGACUUAUUUGAUGUUGAGUUGAGCAAGAUGAUGGAAAAGUCUUCCCCGCCCUUGCCUGCGCGUUCUGAUGAUGAUCUUUUCGGGUAUACCGGCGUCGACAGAAAGAUUACUUUGCCCAAUCUGAGCAUCAACGUCAACGAAGUCGAGACUAGCUUAGAUGGUGAGCUCCUCGUCGAGCCGGUCAAUGGGUCACCAUCCAAAAGUGUCGAGGCCACCAACUUCCUCAUCGCCGAUGACUCCAUACAGCUGGGUAGUGACAUCUCAACCGGAUCGCCGAUUCCGAGACGAACCAAACCAGCUGCCGAGAGUCCAGCUGCAAAGCCACAAGGCAGCAACAGCGAGGUAAAGCAGGCUGAGACACAGGCUGUAAAGCCCUCUUUCGAACUGUAUACAGAUGCUCGACUCUCCAAAGAAAUUGCCUCUUAUGGUUUCAAGGCAGUCAAGUCGCGACAGGCCAAAAUUGCCUUGCUAGAGCAGUGCUGGCAAGGCAGAAACCAUCCCGUAUCUCCUGCUGCGAGGAGGACCGUCACUACAUCUACAGCUGCAGGAGAGAGUGCUUCACAUAGUGAGGUCAGGACCCCUCGUGGGCGGCCGAGGAAGAAUAGUGGGAGUACACCUGAAGCACAGGAACCUCCACCCUCAGCACAGCCGCCGGUCUCUCCGACCAAGCGUCGAGGCAGGCCUAGGAAGGAUGCUGCUGCCGCUUCUACUGCUGGAAAACGCACUACGGCGAGCGCAUCCAGGGCAAAGAGGACGCCAUCCAAGAGUGUGGCAGACGCACCCACGGCAGGAAAACGCAAAGCACCGCCCGCCAAAAUGGUUGUCGAGAUUCCAGACUCCGCAUCUGAGAGUGACGGCAGUCUAUCGCCGAUCCCAUCACCGUCUCUCGAGUGUGCUUCUUCGCCGCUGCCAGUGGAUCUCUCUGUAUCUGUCAUGGACGACACCGAUCCGUCGCUGGCUAUCCAUCCUACUGAAGAUCAGCCUCUUAGCCAUGAGUACAUCACCAAAGCCGUGACCUCUGCACCGAGGACAACUGACCCUGCAAACCCUUCCUGGCACGAGAAGAUGCUACUUUACGACCCAAUCGUGCUCGAGGAUCUAACAACGUGGCUAAAUUGCGGGCAAUUGACUCGCGUGGGCUUUGACGGCGAGGUGAGCACCAUGGAGGUGAAGCAGUGGUGCGAGUCGAAGAGUGUGUGUUGUUUGUGGAAAGUGAAUUUGCGUGGUAAAGAAAGGAAGCGAUUAUGA
Trichoderma citrinoviride is the source of this 2571-nucleotide messenger RNA. RefSeq lists its product as hypothetical. The coding region runs from base 1 to 2571 and encodes 856 amino acids. Gene Ontology annotation, cellular component: Slx1-Slx4 complex; nucleus. The record is from RefSeq and is a predicted model, not a curated record. NCBI's taxonomy places the organism in Eukaryota, Fungi, Ascomycota, Sordariomycetes, Hypocreales, Hypocreaceae. Gene Ontology annotation, biological process: DNA replication; DNA repair. The transcript has a single exon. Gene Ontology annotation, molecular function: 5'-flap endonuclease activity.